AUGCUGGCAUUACGGGUUCUAAUAAUAUCUGUACUACUGCCCGGGGUUUUACUGGCAAGUUUUUGUGAUAAAGCAGUGUAUGUAGCUGGGAAAAAGAAACCGCAGGUUGUCAAAGCGUGCUGCAAUGGCUAUAGGUAUGUUACGACUGAUACAAAAAAGAUUUCUUGCGAACCCAUCUGCAAGGAGCCGUGCAGCAACGGAUCGUGCGUGAGCCCCAAUACGUGCAGUUGCAAUCAGGGCUAUGAAAAUCUGCUGCACAUGCCAUCGAAGGGCUGUGUGCCGCGCUGCUCAACCAAAUGCUUGAACGGACAGUGCAUAGCCCCAGAGACUUGCAGCUGCGAUGCCGGCUACCAGCUGGACGAGUCGAGUGGCCGCUGUGCUCCAAUCUGCUCCACUGGCUGUCCAAAUGGUUUCUGCGAGACUCCGGGCAAAUGCAGCUGCAGUCGCGGCUACAGCCUGGCGAGUGAUCAGACCUGUGUUCCAGACAGCUCCAGCUCUACCCAAACAACGCAGCCGCCAGUGACCACCGAAUCCGACAGCUUCAGCUCAACCGGAACCACGCAGCCUCAAGAAACCACAAUGACUGACUACGGCUUCAUAAAGAACUGGAAGAUCACCUGCCUAAUGGCAAUCGUCCUGCUGCUAGCGCUGAUAGUACUUGGUUUUUUUAUGAAGCUAAGACAUCGUAGGACAACUUCCGAAGAUUUCAAGACGGAAAAAGAAAUGAUUGCUGCGGACAAUAAAAUGUUUGUUAUAGACUUUACAUCAACCAAGAAUUAAAACUAAGCCUACAAGGCUUACAUUCUUUCACCAUUAAGAACAUUUAUACUUAUUACAUUUAUUGUUUUCAAUUAUAUUGCAUUUUACGAGUUUGUCAUAAUAAAUG
Drosophila novamexicana is the source of this 886-nucleotide messenger RNA. RefSeq names its product fibrillin-2-like. The record is from RefSeq and is a predicted model, not a curated record. The coding region runs from base 1 to 780 and encodes 259 amino acids. Lineage: Eukaryota; Metazoa; Arthropoda; Insecta; Diptera; Drosophilidae. The transcript has 4 exons.